Molecule: messenger RNA, 465 nt
Organism: Penicillium argentinense
Lineage: Eukaryota; Fungi; Ascomycota; Eurotiomycetes; Eurotiales; Aspergillaceae
Product: sulfotransferase family protein
Exons: 2
Coding region: 1-465 (154 amino acids)
Source: RefSeq, a predicted model, not a curated record
AUGCCAAUUCGGAAUUCUACCAACUCCUCCACUCUUUCGGCGCCGUCUCAUCUGACCCCCCCACUAGCCAUCGUUUCCGCAGAAGACCUCAUCGAAGCAUACCCCAAAGCAAAAGUCGUGCUUGUCGAGCGCGAUAUCGAGGAGUGGUGUACCAUCUGGAUGAGCGGGUAUCUCAAAAUCCCGUUUGAUCCGCUCGUCACCCUCAUCUAUCAUAUCGACCGGUUCUUCGGGCAUCCGAUUGGGAAGGUGCAUAAGUCAACAUUUGCGGGGUGGACGGGGAUUGAGAGUGUGGAGGAAGCGUGGGUUAAGAAUCGGGCGAAGUAUCGCGAGCAUUAUGAGCUUGUGAGGAGGGUUAGGCUGAGCGAGAGGUUGUUGAAAUUCAGGCUUGAGGAGGGUGGGGGCUCGUUGUGUGAGGUUCUUGGGAAGGAGGUUCCGCGUGUGCCAUUUCCGCCUUUGAAUGAGUAG